Ostrinia furnacalis (Asian corn borer) is the source of this 2187-nucleotide messenger RNA. RefSeq names its product glutamate dehydrogenase 1, mitochondrial. The transcript has 12 exons. Gene Ontology annotation, biological process: L-glutamate catabolic process. Gene Ontology annotation, molecular function: L-glutamate dehydrogenase (NAD+) activity. Bases 239 to 1843 code for a protein of 534 amino acids. The record is from RefSeq and is a predicted model, not a curated record. NCBI's taxonomy places the organism in Eukaryota, Metazoa, Arthropoda, Insecta, Lepidoptera, Crambidae. Gene Ontology annotation, cellular component: mitochondrion.
GGAAAAGACCGAUUGGAAUAAGAUGAUUUUUUUAAGGAAUUCCCUGAUAAAUAUUCAAUGGGCUCUAUGAUUUUUUCUGCAUUGUCUCAAUGCCGCGAUUUUAAUGCGUGACAUCUCAUUAGAAACUAAAUCAAAAACUAAAUCUGACAAUCUUAAAACGUCAAUUAUUAUUUAUUUUUGUAAUCGCUUACCAAAAUACUGAAUUAAUAUUCGAUUAUUGAUAUAUUGUUUUCAAAAUAUGGCUUUGCCAGUGCGUAAGUGUGCUAGGAAGGUGUUAUCAUUAGCCUUCGGUCCGAUUAGGAUCAGUUUGCGAUGUUACGAGAUACCGGAGCACCUGAAAACAAUCGCCACCGACCCGAACCCGAGCUUCUACCGGAUGGUGGAGUAUUAUUACCACAACGCCGUGCAAGUCGUGGAGCCCUCGUUGAUCGAAUAUUUAAAAAAAUACCAGCAUAUGUCGGAUAAGAAGAGGCUGAAUCGAGUGGCUGGUAUAUUGAAGGUAAUGGGUUCCUGCAACAGCUCACUGCAGUUUGAGUUCCCGCUGCAGAGAAAGAAUGGCCAGUAUGAAAUUAUACACGGCUACCGCUCGCAGCAUAGCGUCCACCGGUUGCCAUGCAAAGGAGGAAUCAGAUUUUCAGACGAAGUGAACCUCGAAGAAGUAAAAGCACUGGCUGCGCUCAUGACUUAUAAAUGCGCCUGCUCCAAUGUACCAUUUGGUGGAGCUAAAGGAGGUGUUGCAAUAAACCCGAAAAAGUACACCGCCGCGGAACUGCAGAGAAUAACCAGGCGUUACACGUUAGAGCUGGCUAAGAAAAAUUACAUUGGAGCUGGAAUCGACGUCCCGGCGCCUGAUGUGAACACUUCGGGCAGAGAGAUGUCCUGGAUCGUCGACACGUACAUCAAGACCAUAGGUUUCCACGACAUAAACGCGGCAGCAUGCGUGACGGGCAAGCCGAUCAACGGCGGCGGCAUCCACGGCCGCGUGGAGGCUACGGGCCGCGGCGUCUUCAUGACCGUGCACCACUUCAUACACAACGCCGACUGGAUGAAGCUCAUCGACGUCCAGCCUGGCUUCGAGAACAAGACGGCGAUCAUCCAGGGCUUCGGCAACGUGGGCAGCUACGCGGCCAUCUACCUUCACGGGAAGGGCGUCAAGAUCAUCGGCGUGCUGGAGUUCGACUGCAACCUCCACAAUCCGGACGGAAUCGACCCCAAGGCGCUUCAACUGUACAAAGCGAAGAACAGAGGCAGCGCCAAAGGCUUCGAGGGCGCCAAGGACACGGGCCCCGAGCUCAUGUUCGAGCCCUGUGACAUCCUCAUCAUGGCCGCCAUGGAGAAGGCGCUCACGCACGAAAACGCCGCCAAGGUCAACUGCAAGAUAAUAGGCGAAGGUGCAAACGGCCCUACGACCCCUGCCGCCGACAAGAUCCUCAGAGAGCGUAAGAUCCUGGUCCUCCCAGAUUUGCUGGCCAACGCGGGAGGCGUCACGGUGUCCUACUUCGAGUUCCUGAAGAAUUUGAACCACGUCAGCUUCGGAAAGCUCAGCAUUAAGUUCUGGAAGGACUCCAAUUCGGCGUUACUGGAGUCAGUGGAGGAGUCGCUGAAGGCAGCCAACGUGAACGCCAAGAUCCAGCCGUCGCCGCUGUUCCAGACCAUGAUCGAGGGCGCCAGCGAGAAGCACAUCGUCAACUCCGGCCUCGAGUACUCCAUGACCAACGCCUGCGAUAACGUGAUGCGGGUGGCAAAACAGCAUAACCUGGGCUUGGACGUGCGAACGGCGGCCUACGUCAACGCCAUCGAGAAGAUAUUCAUGACGUAUGACGACAUGGGGCUAGCGCUAUAACGCUCACGUCACUAUACCACCGGUAUUCCCUUGGCCAUUUGAUUGAGACGUUGAAAAUUUUUUGAGCAUAAGGCCCAGAACAGACGGUGAAACGCAGCUGCAACGAAACUGCAACUUUCUGAUGAUUCUGUACACUUACCAUGAGUUUACGUUAGAUGUGCUCGCUAGCGACUGCGUAAACUAAAAAUAUGACAUUAAAUGUAUGACAUAUUGUGCAGCGCCCCUAGCGGCUACUUUCAAGAAAUAUAAUCUUCAUAGAUUUUUCGCUAGCGAGCACACCUAACGUAAACUCAUGGUAAGCACACUGAUGAAUGAAACUGAAAGUUUCAAACUGGUCGCGUCAU